AUGGUGGACGGCAAGUACGGCCCAGACGUAUCUUUAAAUGAAUUCAUCAGAAAUGUGGCGGACUACAGAGGGACGAAGGCGAUGUGUCAUGAAGGCGGUUGUGGUGCGUGUGUAGUCGCAGUAAGGGCGCCAUUACCACCGAACAACGAAGUCAAAUUGUUCUCAGUUAAUUCUUGCCUCGUAUCUGUAUUGUCCUGCCAUGGUUGGGAGGUGACAACAGUGGAGGGCGUCGGCAACAAGACCAUGGGUUAUCAUGACAUCCAAGCUCGGUUGGCUAAGUUUAACGGCACCCAAUGCGGGUACUGCACUCCUGGAUGGAUUAUGAAUAUGUACAGUCUCUACGAAUCAAAAAAGAAAAACUUAUCAAUGAAAGAGAUAGAAAACUCCUUUGCCAGUAAUAUCUGCAGAUGUACAGGAUACAGAUCAAUCGCUGAUGCAUUUAAGAGUUUCGCUACAGAUAUCGACGAUAGACUCAAAAAUAAACUUAUUGACCUUGAAGACCUGGAUUUUGUUAAACCGUGCGGAGUAAAUUGUAAAACAAAAUGUCAACAUAAAUGUGACAAAAAAGACUCAAAACCUGACGAAAAUAAGGAAACAGACGAUUGGUUUGUAGUAGAUGAAACAAACAAAAUUGUUGUUGACUGUGGAUCAACGAAAUUUUACAAGGUAUUCGAUUUAAAUGAUAUUUUCCAAGCAAUGGAACAUGGCGAAUAUAGACUGAUCGCUGGUAACACUGGACAAGGAGUAUUUCACGUUUCAAAUUACCCAUCUACUGUGAUAGACAUAUUCAACGUCGCAGUGUUAAAAGAAUACUCGAUGGAUGUCAACUUAAUUCUCGGAGCUGGAAUGCCGUUAACUGAAAUGAUGGAACUGUUUUUGAAGAUAUCUGGUGAAAAUGAGGAGUUUUCGUACCUGAAACAGUUUUAUGAUCAUAUGGACCUCGUUGCUCAUAUACCAGUGAGAAAUAGAAUCGGAGACGAGUGA
This is a messenger RNA of Hyposmocoma kahamanoa, 984 nucleotides long. Its product is annotated as probable aldehyde oxidase 4. The transcript is spliced from 6 exons. The coding region runs from base 1 to 984 and encodes 327 amino acids. The record is from RefSeq and is a predicted model, not a curated record. Lineage: Eukaryota; Metazoa; Arthropoda; Insecta; Lepidoptera; Cosmopterigidae. Gene Ontology annotation, molecular function: FAD binding; iron ion binding; 2 iron, 2 sulfur cluster binding.